CAAAGGAGAACGGGGAGCCCUGGGGGCCCAGGCUAGGCAUCAAAAAGGCUGUGCAGAGCGAGCAGACCACACAGUGCCUGCCUCUGCGCCCCGCAGCCAGCCAGCCAGCCCUCACCCACUGCCUCCUCUGCCUCCCACUUGCCCUCGGCCGGGCAAGCACACACCAGCUGCUGCCAGAGGCCCUGUUCUCCAGCGUGAUUGCUCCCACACUGCUCUGUGGCUUUCUCUACCUGGCGUGGGUCGCGGCUGACGUUCUAGAAGCAAGCAGAGGGAUGGCCGCCAGUGGAGCCAGAAACCAAGUGGGGCGCCGGGGACGCACCUUUGUCCCAGAGCCUUUCGACGGAGCCAAUGCGGCCCCCAGCCUCUGGCUGCACCGCUUGGAGGUCAUCAGCAACCUCAACGGCUGGGACCAGGCCACCAAGCUCAGGUCUCUGAAGGAAUCCCUCAGGGGAGCUGCCCGGGGAGUCUACAGUGGACUUGACCCUCAGGCCCAAGGAGAUUACCGGGUUGUGAGAGAGACCCUUCUGCAGGCCUUCGGGGGCCCAGGGACCACCCGCAGCUCCCAGCCCAAGGAGAUCCUGUUCGCUAACAGCAUGGGUAAGGGCUACUACCUCAAGGGCAAGAUUGGCAAGGUGCCUGUGAGGUUCCUGGUGGAUUCCGGGGCUCAAGUAUCUGUGGUACACCCCAGCCUCUGGGAGGAAGUCACUGACGGUGACCUGGACACUCUGAGGCCCUUCGAGAAUGUGGUGAAGGUGGCCAAUGGGGCUGAGAUGAAGAUCCUGGGCGUGUGGGACACGGUGGUGUCCCUGGGCAAGCUGAAGCUAAAGGCUGAGUUCCUGGUGGCCAAUGCCAGCGCUGAGGAAGCCAUCAUUGGCACCGAUGUACUGCAGGACCACAACGCCGUCCUGGACUUCGAGCAUCGCACCUGUACCCUGAAGGGCAAAAAGUUCCGCCUGCUUCCUGUUGGGGGCUCUCUGGAGGAUGAGUUCGACCUGGAGCUCAUCGAGGAGGAGUCCUCAGCAGAGCAGGAGCUGUCCUACUGAGAACCUUCGUCCCCAGCCCUGUCUCCACCGCAGCACCACCUGGGAGACCUGCCAUGCUGUGUGGCAGGGUGGAGUGUGGGGGGAGCCCCGUCCUUAGCGGUAUCCCUGC
Molecule: messenger RNA, 1152 nt
Organism: Ochotona princeps (American pika)
Lineage: Eukaryota; Metazoa; Chordata; Mammalia; Lagomorpha; Ochotonidae
Gene: ASPRV1
Product: aspartic peptidase retroviral like 1
Exons: 1
Coding region: 273-1043 (256 amino acids)
Biological process (GO): proteolysis
Cellular component (GO): membrane
Molecular function (GO): aspartic-type endopeptidase activity
Source: RefSeq, a predicted model, not a curated record